This is a messenger RNA of Plodia interpunctella (Indianmeal moth), 780 nucleotides long. RefSeq lists its product as uncharacterized. The coding region runs from base 82 to 780 and encodes 232 amino acids. The transcript has a single exon. NCBI's taxonomy places the organism in Eukaryota, Metazoa, Arthropoda, Insecta, Lepidoptera, Pyralidae. The record is from RefSeq and is a predicted model, not a curated record.
UUUUAUAACCUAUACAAUUACAAUCGUGUUUUGGCUUGCUUGAUUUGAUUAGGUUAAGUACCUAUAAAAUAACCUGGAAACAUGGGUGGAAUUAAGAAGAAGCGUAAUAAUCGUAAUAAUAAAAAAAAUAAAGUUAAGAAAGCAAACAAAUUGAAAGCAGCAUAUCUCGCUUCAAAGGAAGAUAACAAGAAUGAAGAAGCAGAGAUUGGAAAUGAAGAUGAAACAGAAGAACGGAUCCUUAACAAGCGAUUACAUGAUGAUAAUGAUAGCGAUAAUGAAGAACGUCCUAAAAAGAAGAAAAAAAGAAAUGCUAUAGCAGGCUCACAAGACUCUUCAGGCAAAAAGGGCAAGAAAUCCAUUCGGCAAAUGAAGAGGGAAAGAUACUUGCAACGCCAAGCAGAGGCUGAAUUGGCAGCAAAAGAUCAACUCAAAUCACAGUGUCUUACAUACCUGUCGCAAUGGAAACACGACAAGACAAACUGGAAAUUUAUGAAAGCUAAACAAGUUUGGUUAUACAAGAAUAAAUUUUCAUCAAAUCUUUUACCUGAUGAAUCUUGGCCAUUGUUAGUAGAAUAUUUUGAAUCAGCUCAAGGAAACAUUCGAAACAUGCUUUUAGGAGAUGCCAAUAAAAUUAUAAAACAAAUGGAUGACUGGACUGAAUCACAACAAAAUAAUAGUGAAGAGAAAGAUGCUGAUGAUGGUAAUUUGGUCUCUGAAAUAAAAAAGCCUGAUGAAACUUGUUAUAAAAGAGCUAGAGAUAUAAUACAAUGUUUGCAAUAA